AUGGCUGAAGACAAGAGGGAUGCCGCCGGUAGUGGCGUUGUUCGGUCGUGGAUGGGAACCGCUGACUGGGUGGCGGUCGUCUGCGGCUUUUGCUUCCUGGUGUGGUUCCUGAUCGCCCGUCGCAAGGGCAAAUCGACCACCGUUGACUUGUCGCUGAACGACCUGAAACCGGUCACGUCGCAUCUGACCGCUUUCGACUCCGCACAGGACACAGAAGGGUUCGUUGCCCGAAUGAAGGCUUCGGUGAGUGCUUCUUUUGGCCAUGUUUGA
Molecule: messenger RNA, 270 nt
Organism: Soboliphyme baturini
Lineage: Eukaryota; Metazoa; Nematoda; Enoplea; Dioctophymatida; Soboliphymatidae
Source: the annotation of a GenBank genome assembly